AUGACCCAGGCUAAAUACUUUGAAGUUAGACAUCACCUUCUCUAUAAAAAGAAUAAAAGGAACCCUGACAGGCCACUUAGAGUUAUAAAAUGGACAGAAGUUGAACCGGUAUUAUAUAUGAUGCAUAAGCACCCCACUGCUGGACAUUUGGGAACUGACGCUAUGUAUUAUAAAAUAUCUGACCGCUAUUAUUGGGAUCAAAUGUAUAGAGAUAUACAAGAAUAUGUGAAGACUUGUGAGGAAUGCCAAAGAAGACAAAAAGGUCAUAGAAAAGAACCUUUACACCCUAUACAAAUAGGAAGAGCUUUCGAACGUGUUGGAAUUGACCUUGUAGGCCCUUUGCCUAUAACUAAACAAAACAAUCGAUAUAUUAUUGUCGCUACCAAAUACCUGACACGAUGGCCAGAAGCUCGUGCUGUUCCAGAUGCUAGUGCUAAUACACUCGCUCAGUUUAUCUUUGAAGAGAUAAUCUGUAGACAUGGAACUCCAAAAAUUAUCUUAUCAGACCAAGGUCGCAAUUUUAUUAGCGAAACUAUUAGAAUUCUCUGCGAGAAAUUUCUUAUCAAGCACAAAUUCUCUUCGCCCUACCACCCUCAGACAAAUGGGAUGGUGGAAAGAUUUAAUAGAACAUUGUGUGAAUCACUUGCAAAAGUGAAAGGAGAUGAUGAUUGGGAUUUGCAUAUACCUGCUGUUCUCUUAGCAUAUAGAACAAAAAGACAUGCUACCACAGGAUAUACUCCCUUUCAACUUAUAUAUGGAAGAUAUGCUACCUUACCAAUCGAAGCACUUUUUCCCGUAGAAUCUAUAGAAAUUGAUGAUGAAAUAGACUUACAAGGAAGUAUUCUACAACGUGCUUAUGAUUUAAUAGAAAAAUUACCAAACUACCAGAAUCAGGCAAGACAAAAUACUGAACGAUCACAGCAAAAACAAAAAGGCC
Paraglomus brasilianum is the source of this 937-nucleotide messenger RNA. NCBI's taxonomy places the organism in Eukaryota, Fungi, Glomeromycota, Glomeromycetes, Paraglomerales, Paraglomeraceae. The record is from the annotation of a GenBank genome assembly.